UUACAAAUAGGAACUAACCAUCCAGAAAGCGCACAGUGAGCACGGAUUGUUGGGACUUGCUUUACGGGAGUUUUAGUUUGGUUUUUUAUGUGAAGAUCUGCGUUAUUAAGCUUUUAUGUGGAAAAGAGACACGCAUUUCCAAGAAAGCUGCAUUCGCUUACGAGCUGAGAGGACUGUGUGCGUGUUUUCUUUUCUUUUUCAUUCUGGGAAGAAGAAUCGGAGGAGCAGUAGAAAGGGUAGAAGAAAGCUGCGCACACAGUGUCUUUGUUGCUGUUAUUGUUUGCGGAUGGAUGCUGGCGGUUAUGGAUUAAAUGCCCCGAGUUCCUGGAUUCAAUGGUGAUUAAAAACCCAGCUGUGUGGGAGAAAAGAAGGAAUAUUUGGGAAGGUAGAAGUUCUCUGAGGGACCCCCAGGCUGGCAAUGUUCCUGUGGAUGCUCCUCCCGGCCAGCCUGCCUGUCUUCACCAUCACCGGGAUGUGGAUAGUAUAUGCCCUGGCUCUGUUCAAUCAACAUGUCUGCCCUGUAGAGAACUGGGUGUACAAUCUGUCGUGUAAGGUGGAGCUAGCCGAGCAGGAAGGCCUCGAAUUUUGUUGCACCCCAGACAACAUCCCGCUGGUCAGUAAGUGUGGGACCCUGCCCCCCGAGAGCUGUCUGUUCAGUCUCAUCUGCAGCGUGGGCUCCUUCAUGGUGAUGGUGGUCGGGCUGCUGCGCUAUGCCCAUGUCAUUGAGAAGCACCAGAACUGUGUCCUCAACACCGCCGCUCUCUCCACUGGCUGGAUCUGUGCUGCCGGGCUCAUUGUCGUUGGAAACUUUCAGGUUGACAAUGUGAAGGUGCUACACUAUGUAGGUGCCGGUGUUGCAUUCCCCACCAGCAUGCUGUUUGCUUGUCUGCAGUCUGUGCUGACGUACCGCCUGGCCAAGACUGGCUGUGAAUAUGGAGUGGGGCAUCUACGCUGCAGUCUGACCCUGCUCGCCUUCAUCACACUCGUACUGAGUGGCGUGUUCUUCGUGCAGGAGAGCUUUGAGCUGCAGCACGCCGCUGCGAUCUGUGAGUGGAUCUUCUCCUUCAUCAUCCUCGUCUUCUACGGGACGUUCGUCUUCGAAUUCCAGGGGGUGUCAAGUGAGACCCUGCUGGUGCUGUUCAGGGGGGGUUGCAAGGGGGAGGGGGAGUCUCGCAACAACAGCAGCGAAUCAAGCAACCUGAGAGCAUCGGAAUGCUGUAGAGACUGACAGACAGACGCGUGCUUGUCAAAAUACCGACCGGCCAGUACAGGGGGAAGGUUCCAAGAGGGGGGUGGGAUUGUGAGGGGGAUUACAAUGUCAUUUGACCCUCCCCUUCCUUACCCGCCAAUCAAACCCCAAAGCCCGGUUUAAUGCUGCACGUUGCUAAGUAACCAAAGUUUCAAAUGAAUCCAGGACUUGAGUUUCUGCAGAGACGGAGACAGAUUUCUAUUUCUAGUUUUAGUUGUGAAAGUGUGCCGUGUUCUCACUGCCUGUGUUCCCUGGGAACAUGUCCAGGGGUGAUGGGGUUAAUGAAUCAUGCAGAUCACAAUCUAAGAAGAAGUAGUACUGACCAGGCCAGACCCUGCUGCUGCUGCUCCUGCUGCUGCGCUUUCUGAGAUCAGAGUAGAUCACAAUCUAAAAAGCAGUAGUACUGGCCAAGCCUGACCCUGCUGAGAGGUACUCGUAUCUCACAUCUGACAACAAGAAUCAAAGGCUAAAAGUGUAAGAUCUCUUGUAAACACUAAAAAACGGAACCAGCUACACUGUUGCCAUGUACCCUACGAAGCAGCUUUGGGACAUACUGUGAUCAUGAAUACUUUGGAAUGAAAACAGCUCUAAAACAUGGGACCGACUGCGUGGUUGAUUUUUAUCCAAAGACACAUUUUCCCAAUUUAAAGCCAUGAUGCCUGAAGACUGGACCAAUCAUUUUUGUGCUUUUAUUUUUUACAACAUUAAAUAUAUAUUUUAUUUUUCAAAACAUUUUAGAGAGACUGAGAGCUAAAACGUUUGCUGACAACAGCCUUUCUUUUAGAUUUAGUCUUUCUGAUGUAAUGUCUGUGAUGCUGCCUUAGAACUGACCAAAUAGAAGCUAAACCCAGGGAGUGCACUAUAGAACUGACUUGAUCUGCCCCCCUUCUACCUCCACAAACACAGCAAAGCGUCACCUGGUGUUAAUGCAAGUGUGGAGGACAGGGUUUGAUUGCCUUACAAAAGAUAGGAUUUUAGUAAUAUGAGUAAGCCAUGGAUUAUAUUGAAAAGAAAACUGGUAUUUCAGUAUGCUUUCAAGUGUGCUUUUCUGCUUCGAAUAUUUGUAUCUUUUAUAAGUGCUUCUGGUCUGGAUUAAAUCAAAAUGAUGGCUCUGCCUUAAACUUGUGAUUCUGGCCUCUGCCUCCUUUUCAGGAACCUUAAAUGUUAGCUUUUGCACAAUCUGUUUUAUUUAAGGCAGGGUCCUUGAGUACAAAUAUAUUGAAGUUGCAUUCUUUUAAAACUCAAAGCUAUGCUGAUGGUACUUCCACCUUAUUGCGGGCGCUGUGAUCUAAAAGGAAUCAAAGGAAAUUUAAUACCAGAAAACUGCCAAUUGUUUUAUUGUGUUUUUUUGGGACAAUAUUGCCAAAGGGGGAGGAAUUAUGUGGAGCGUCACAAUCGUAUUGUGACAUGUCAUGCACUUUCCUUAGCUGGGCAGUUUUGAAACGUACAAUACAUGUGGUACCACUCUAGGUUAAAGCUUUUCAAGUAGUCUUGCAUUUCCUAGGUCAAUUCAGCCAGAGAGUGAAAUAGUUCCCGCCCUUUCAAUGCUUUCUUUCUUGUCGUUAACCAAUCAGCUGCUUCAUCCCUUACUGACAUGCUUUGACUUGUUGGAAGUGAAAUAGCUUUAGCCUUCCUGAGCAUAAGUCAAAAAAACUGACAGCUUUCUUUAACUUUAGUGUAGUAGAAGAUCCUGUUUUAAAAUGAAAUUAAAUGGAAAUCAUACCAACAAAACAGAAUUCCUCCUCCGCAUCCAGUCACCUGACCAGCCGUUCCAAGCAUUGAUAAACGUUCAUCACUGUUCAUAUUGCCAUAGGAAAAGAAACCAAAAACUAGCUGUGUUGUAUAAAACAAGUUUAAUCUGCACUUACGGAGAAGCAGAGAAAAACAAGAGAAACAAAGAGUGUAUUAUUCUGGUAGGUUUUGUUACAAUAUUGUUAAAUGAAUAAAGAGAAUAUAUGAACCAA
Messenger RNA from Acipenser ruthenus (sterlet), 3213 nucleotides. RefSeq names its product transmembrane protein 150A-like. The transcript is spliced from 8 exons. The record is from RefSeq and is a predicted model, not a curated record. Lineage: Eukaryota; Metazoa; Chordata; Actinopteri; Acipenseriformes; Acipenseridae. The coding region runs from base 419 to 1228 and encodes 269 amino acids.